AAGCGAGGAGCCAAACAAAGAAAUAGAGCAGACGGAGAAAAAAAAAAUCACAAAGGCAAUGAUUUUCUACGUGAUUUGUUGAUUCGAUAGACAAGCCUUCAGGGAUAAAAAAAGAGACGACUCAGUGACAUAAUGCCUGAUCUGUCUUCCCAAACUCAACCUCCUAUUCCCUCAAUGCCCUGAAUUCUUUCUUAGCUGGACCCUUUCAAUAUUACCAUUGCGUACAAUCUGCUUCCAAUAGACCUAGUCGUGGGUCGCCCGGAGAUGCUUGAUUCUGACUCUGCUUGGUAAAUAUACUCUUUUCGGCAAGACAAGUAAUAGCAACGAGUAGCAAAAGAAUCUAUUUGCUAUUCAUACUCCUUACGGACCUCAAAGCCAGCAACCAAUGGCAUUCAACAGGACCAUGGCGACCCCUCCAACCUAUUAUAGAGCGAUCCUUCCUCAUGGCGCGAGCUUUGCAAUCAAACCCGAACAGUUCGCUUCCGAGAACCUGGAGCGCAAAUACCGAGUCCAGAAAUCGAUUAUUCGGCACUCAUCCUUGCAUUGUUUCUGUCUCUACUGUUACCAAGGGUUUGCACGAAUGGAAGAUUUGUAUCGCCAUGCCUCUGACAGUGGUGAGGGCCAUUCUCAAAUUCUGCGUGAGAAUAGGAAUAGGGAGCCUCGCGGGUUUUAUAAUUUCUUCCGAGAAGCUCUGAAUUUGACGGAGGCGCAUAUUGACGACUGGACUAUCUGCCACAUGCGUAUCCCCGAUCUCUUUGAUCCCGCCAUUUUGAUGGAGUUACUCAAGACGAAGAAGGGCUAUGAGUCUGCUAUCGCCCUACAAGAAGCUAUUAUAAUGGCCACCUCGUUGCGCGCUACAUGCCCAAUAUGUUAUCGUAGUUUUAGUCUCCACGCAACACUGAAAACCCACUUCAGAGAUCAUGGAUCGGAAGAGCAUACCAAAUUGUUAGCCGAACCAGAUGGCAGAUUUGAUACCGGAAGAGUAAUAACGGAGGUGGUUAAUUCAGCGUGGAACCCAACUGGCAAUGUUUUUCUUAUUGAACCGCAAAUGAGAACCUCGACCACAGUUUAUAAUGUGAUUACCGGAGAAACACGCGUGAGGAUUGUUCGUUGACAGUCGAUAAUGACUAGAGAAGAUGAUGCAUUUGGUAGCGGGUUUGAAAAGCUUUUUUCGGUUGUCGUUUCAAGAGGCAUCUCAGUCAAUUGAAACAUUGUGUGUAUGUGGGCAUAGAAUGAAAUACAAACUGGCAAUACCUUCACGGCGGGGAUGGUAACUUUGAUCGGGGCAUCAAUUUUCGGGGUCAUCUGCAUGAAAAUUAGUUUUCAUAUUCUGUGACAUAUAUCUUGUUAGAGUCAAAUGUUGAUACGAAUCUUGUACUUAAUUAACCCGCUACGAAUACUGUUGGUGGCUG
Molecule: messenger RNA, 1412 nt
Organism: Talaromyces stipitatus ATCC 10500
Lineage: Eukaryota; Fungi; Ascomycota; Eurotiomycetes; Eurotiales; Trichocomaceae
Exons: 2
Coding region: 386-1114 (242 amino acids)
Source: RefSeq, a predicted model, not a curated record